UUUAAGACCUGUUUGUUCAAAAGAGCAACUGUGUGUAACUUCAACGCUAAAGACAUGGAAAUGGACAGCAGUCUCGACAGCAAGCCAGAGAUUCGGUCCGCAACUCCACCAAAGGAAGACAACGAUAGCAUGAAAGAGAGUAGCCAUAAUGGUGAAGCUGCAACUUCAUCUUCUCUGGAAAGAGAUGGAGAUUCCUCACAACUGCCAACAAUUAGCUCCAAGUUAUUGAGAAUGCUAGAAGCAGCAACCACCCGGCAAUCUGCACUCGUAAAAAUGCAGAACAGCGAGGAAGUGUUCGAGGAAAAUGAUGGAGCCGUCAGUGAAGCUCCAAGAACAAAAAGACAAAUCCAGUAUCCUGAGCAGAUGCGAGAAUUCGACAGUCAUUUAACAAAGACGGGACGCCGCUCCCUGUCCCACUCUAUUUCUCAUUCCUCCACGGACAGUAACAGCUCAGGGGGUUCAGAUGCAGAAGAUCUAGAAGAUGAGGUCUGUCCUCGAGACAUGCAACAGAUGAACUCUAAAGGGACCAGGGACUUCUGCAUCAAAAACAUCAAACUGGCAGACUUUGGUCGUCGAGAGAUAGAGCUUGCCGAGGAUGAGAUGACUGCACUGAUGGCCUUGAGAAAAGCUGCCCAGGGGGAAAAACCAUUGGCAGCAGCAAAAAUAGUGGGAUGCACCCACGUCACGGCCCAGACAGCUGUGCUGUUUGAGACUCUGAAGGUGUUGGGGGCUCAGUGUAGGUGGGCAGCCUGCAAUAUUUACUCCACUCAGGAUGAAGUGGCAGCUGCUUUAGCAGAGCAAGAUUUUCCAGUGUUUGCAUGGAAGGGAGAAUCUGAGGAUGACUUCUGGUGGUGUAUUGAUCGCUGUGUAAAUGUGGAGGACUGGGAGCCGAACAUGAUCCUUGAUGAUGGAGGAGAUAUGACACAUUGGAUAUACAAGAAAAAUCCUCACCUCUUCAAGAAAGUCAAGGGUAUUGUUGAAGAAAGUAUCACAGGCAUUCACAGGCUUCAUCACCUCUCUAAAGCUGGAAAACUAUGCGUCCCAGCCAUAAAUGUGAAUGACUCGGUCACUAAACAAAAAUUUGACAACCUCUACUGCUGCAGGGAGUCCAUCCUGGAUAGUCUUAAAAAGACAGCUGAUAUCAUGUUUGGGGGAAAGCAGGUGGCUGUAUGUGGAUACGGAGAGGUUGGAAAAGGUUGUUCUGCAGCUCUGAAAGCGAUGGGGUCUGUGGUGUAUGUAACCGAAACUGACCCCAUCUGUGCUCUACAAGCAUGCAUGGAUGGCUUUCGACUGGUCAAACUAGGUGAUGUCGUAAGACAAGUGGACAUGGUCAUCACCUGCACAGGUAACAAAAACGUUGUUGUGAGGGAACACAUGGACCUAAUGAAGAAUGGCUGCGUUGUCUGCAAUAUGGGACGCUCCAAUACAGAAAUCGAUGUUAACAGUCUGCGAACCCCAGAGUUAGUAUGGCUACAUGUGAGAGCGCAAGUAGAUCACAUUGUUUGGCCUGAUGGCAAGAGAAUAGUACUCCUUGCAGAGGGCCGUGUUCUUAAUCUAAGCUCCUCCACUGUACCCAUAUACGUGCUUUCCAUCACAGCCACCACACAGGCUUUGGCAUUGAUUGAGCUAUUCAAUGCUCCUGAGGGCCGUUACAAGAAAGAUGUCUAUCUUCUUCCCAAGAAACUGGAUGAGUAUGUUGCAAGCCUGCAUCUUCAGACUUUUGAUGCACGCCUGACUGAGCUUACCGAUGAACAAGCCAAAUACAUGGGCUUGAGUAAAAACGGGCCCUUCAAACCCAGUUACUACAGGUAUUAAGAUCAUGGAGAAGUCUCAAUGCAACUCAUCAUCACUUAGAAGAAAACAGAUGGAUCUAAAGCUGUGGACCGAAAUCUCAGCGAGGAUUUCAUUCAUCCCUCUCUAUACCAACACAUGAUAUUACAGGCUUGACCAUUAACGGUCAGCGUGUACAAAUGUAAAGUGAAAUAUAACACAUUUUACUCUUGC
This is a messenger RNA of Carassius auratus (goldfish), 2004 nucleotides long. Its product is annotated as putative adenosylhomocysteinase 3. The transcript has 17 exons. Lineage: Eukaryota; Metazoa; Chordata; Actinopteri; Cypriniformes; Cyprinidae. Bases 55 to 1815 code for a protein of 586 amino acids. The record is from RefSeq and is a predicted model, not a curated record. Gene Ontology annotation, cellular component: cytosol. Gene Ontology annotation, biological process: L-methionine cycle.